Messenger RNA from Diorhabda carinulata, 2147 nucleotides. RefSeq names its product receptor-type guanylate cyclase gcy-8. Gene Ontology annotation, biological process: intracellular signal transduction; cGMP biosynthetic process; receptor guanylyl cyclase signaling pathway. NCBI's taxonomy places the organism in Eukaryota, Metazoa, Arthropoda, Insecta, Coleoptera, Chrysomelidae. The coding region runs from base 104 to 2047 and encodes 647 amino acids. The record is from RefSeq and is a predicted model, not a curated record. Gene Ontology annotation, molecular function: guanylate cyclase activity; peptide receptor activity. The transcript is spliced from 15 exons.
UCGGAAGUCCAGGCAACAGGAUAACGUGCUCAAACACUCCUUGAAAUCCGAACAGACAUGUUGUAAUUGUCUAUUCUGACGUGCUUUGUAGAUUUGCGCAGAUAUGGCGAUCCCGAAUCCGAAACCGAUUCAGAACAACAUACAAGAAGGAGACGACGCUUCAUUGCGAUCCCUUAGUUCCGAAGAUGUUUCACAAGCUCCUCGAGGAUACUGCUGUGCUAAAAGUAUUAACCCCGCUGACGGAAGAGGCAGGAAACUACAUCUUUUACAAAUGUUAGUACUGCCCUUCAUCCCGAUCUUAGCUUUAAUAAUUCAAACGUCAAUUCUUUUACAUGAUAUGAUGGUCGCGAGAAACGAAGUCAUGGAAAUCAAUAAUCAGGUUACUAUAGCAACUGAAUUAGGAAAAGUGGUGACGAGAUUACAAUUGGAACGUUCUGAAGUUGCUUUUUACGUAUACACAAAUGGUUCAUUAUUGCGAACAAAUCUAUCGAAACGUUUCGAAUUAACGGAUGAUGCUCUAAGAAAUAUGAGUAGCUGGCCACCAGUGUCUCUAACAUUCGAAGGGCAUACAAUACCUUACAUGGACAAAGAAAGUUUUCAAAGGAAUCUAACACAUUUCAGAGAAAACAUUUUGAAUUCCGAAGAUAGUUCAAUAAAAGAUGUUGUUAGUUGGUAUACGUCGCUUAAUGCAGCCCUUCUUGAACAUUUAACACAGCAAAUUAAAGAAAAUGACAACAGUGGAGUAUGGAGAUAUUUAUUAGCAUUCAAAAAUUUACUAAAAAGUAUAGAAAGCACAGGAAUAUCGAUGGUUUACGGAGUAAAUUAUUUCGGACAGGGAUAUCUACAGAAACAGAAUUACAUAAAUUAUAUAACCCACGAUGCUAUUGCAAAAGAUUUGCUCAAUACCUCGUUAAAUUACGUGUCCCAAAUGAAACAGGAAUAUCAAGAAUCUACUAUAAUUAUGAGAAAUUAUGGUGAUAUCAAAAGAAAAACCGAUAUAAUUCUCAGGAAUAUCAACACGACAAAAAAUUAUUCGGAAGCUUUGGAAUAUUUCGAUAUGAUGGCCACGUAUACCGAUCAAUUGCGGAAAAUUCAAAGAUCCUUAAGAGUCCUUAUACAGGAUUAUGUCGACGAGAAUAUUCAAAGUUCCGCCAACACUGAAGCAGUCGGUAUAGCAGUUUUAGUCCUAGUACUAUCCGUAUCGCCCGUUAUAAUUUGGUUGGUGAAAAACGCAGUGGCUACUAUACAGUUAUAUGCUGCCAAUCUUGCUAAAAAAGCGAAGGAAUUGAAAAGGGAGAAAAAGAAGAGCGACUUGUUGCUAUUUCAGAUGUUACCGCCAAGUGUGGCAACUCAAUUGAAACAAACAAGACAGGUACCUGCUGAGUAUUACGCUUCAGUAACCGUUUAUUUUAGCGAUAUUGUCGGGUUUACAGAAAUAGCUGCUGUUAGUACACCUCUAGAAGUGGUAACAUUUCUUAAUAAAAUUUAUAAGCAAUUUGAUGCUAGAAUUGAAUGUUACGAUGUUUAUAAAGUGGAAACUAUCGGUGAUUCUUAUAUGGUUGCUUCGGGAUUGCCAGUUAAAAAUGGUAGUAAACAUAUAACCGAAAUUGCAAGUAUGGCAUUGGAUUUAUUGGCGGGCUCGAGCCAAUUCAAAAUUCCGCAUCGUAAAUCAGAAAGACUUCAAAUUAGAUCAGGAGCUCAUACGGGACCUGUAGUUGCUGGAAUUGUCGGUUCCAAAAUGCCUAGAUACUGUCUUUUUGGAGAUACUGUAAAUACAGCUUCCAGAAUGGAAUCGACCGGAGAAGCAUCGAAAAUUCACAUUAGUUUAGAAAUGAAAAAGGCGUUGGAUCUGAUUGGAGGAUAUAAAACCGAACACAGAGGUCUGGUGGACGUUAAAGGAAAAGGUCUAAUGGAUACUUACUGGCUAACUUGUAAAGAGGGAGGUCCUAAUCGUACAUUAGAGAUGGAAGCACCGUCGUUUUUGGAGGAAGAUGAGGAUUUAGAGCCCGUUUUCAUCAAGAGACUGAGAAAUGAAAGUUAUUUUUAAGAUCUUCAUAAAGUUAAUUAAACAUUUAUAGCGUUUAAUGUUAGUGGUAAUAUUUCAAUAUUAUUGUAGUUUAUAAUAAUAAAUAAACGGCAGAAAGUGG